Messenger RNA from Pocillopora verrucosa, 2537 nucleotides. Lineage: Eukaryota; Metazoa; Cnidaria; Anthozoa; Scleractinia; Pocilloporidae. The record is from RefSeq and is a predicted model, not a curated record.
UUUUCUAAAUGCCGGCUUGGCGCUUACGGAGUUAAAGCUUGUGGCUUGGCAACAAUAGUCACCAACUGAUCAUAAAUAGACACUCUUCCCAGAAAACUAUGUAUCAAGUAAGUAUGAGAUAAAAUUUUGGCGAAGCUUGGCUGCUAAAACCCGCAAUCCAUCUUCAAGGUGAGCAUUGAGGAGAAAUAUGUAUACUGGCUUCGCAAUCUUCUUCUCUAUAUUGAUAUUUAUUAACCUGGUGGGAAAUACCCUGGUGAUUCUCGCAGUUAGCCUAAACAAGGCCAUGAGAUCUCCAAUCAACUAUUUGCUGAUCAACUUAGCAACCGCUGACAUGAUUGUGGCGCUGUUUAUAGGAAUACCAUUCGUCGUUACACCUACCCUCACCCACCCCGAGGGAAAAUCAGGCGACAUUCUCUGCAAGCUGUUCACCGGUGGUAACGUGGGAUGGGUGGGUGCGCUGGCUUCUGUUUUCACUCUGGUGGCUGUCGCAAUUGAGCGGUACGGCGCUGUGUUAUAUCCUCAUAGCCAGAAAGGAAAACUAACAAGAACCAGGUUAACAGUCCUUAUUGCCACUUGCUGGACGCUUUCUGCUUUGUGGGCUAUCCCAGGGUUCAACGCGAUCACGUAUAUGCCGAAAAUAAAAAGUUGUGCGCACAGCUGGUCGAAGCCAAUCUAUGCGCAGUUUUACACGGUUGGGUGGUCUGUGGUCGCCGGUGUCAUUCCUAUAGGAAUACUGGGAGCGCUUUACUCGAGAAUGGUGUACCACCUGUGGCUCAGGAAGGACAACAUUAGGGAAGCGACUCAGAAGGCUUUGAAACGCCACCGGAAACGCGUCACAAAGAUGGUCGUUGUUGUGACAGUUAUUUACGUUUUGUGCUGGGUUCCUGAACUGUUAAUAUACUUUCUGGGUUUUACGGGCACCAUCACUCUUGUAGGAGUCCAUCACGCGAUUGCUUCAGCCUUGAUCGUGUUCAACUCCAGCGUGAACCCGAUUGUGUACAGCUUACAGAGCAGUCAGUUUAGGAAACACUUGACUGAUUUGAUCUUCUGUAAGCGUAACAGGGUGGCACCCGUGAGUUCUACUGCCACGGCAAGCACAGGAAAACGAAAAGAUUUGGAAAUGGAAGGCGAAACAAACAUGACAGUACAUCCAAGUCAAGACGUAGAGUCAGUGACAGUGACGUAGAAAAUGUUCAUAUGAACAUUGUAGCCCUAAGGAACAGGGAGACCAGGAUGAGCACUGUUCAAAUUGGGAAUCUUGUGCUCAGUCAAAGAAGGAAAGAUGAGGUUGAGCAGAGAAAAUGAUUGAGUCGCCUUCAGUACAUUGCCCAGGACAAAAGAGCGUACUUUAUAUCAUAUUUGCUUUAAUAUUACAGACUCACACUUCCUCAUAAGUAUUCAUUCCUUCGGUGUGAAGAUGUUUGUUCUCUUAAGGAGGGGGGGGGAGAGGGGGGUGUGACAAGCCUUUGGAAGUUUUAGGUGCACAAAUCAUACACUUUUUGAUAGAUACACAGAAAAACAGAAGCUCCAUAACAAACCCAGCAAUACAGAUUGUGAAGUUCAUGCGAGUUCCUGCAGAAUUAUUUAUUGUGAACAUACACAUGUAUAAAAUGACAUAUUAAAUAACUGAACCAGCCAUAUAUUGCUUUAUGUUCCCAAAUGGUCCUGUUAUGGACCUGGGACACUUGUGUUUCACACACAACUCACAAAUAGAAGGAAAAUGUGUUUCCCUUAACCUUUUAACUCCCAAGAUUUCAUUAGUAAUUCUCCCUUUUUCCUGCCAUAAAAUACUUACCAUUUCAAUUUGGAGAAUUUGGUAUUGGAUCAACUUGUAGUUCCUUAAUUGAGUUUUUUCUUUAUUCUCCUCACUUGUCUGCUUGAUUCUGUGGUGAUAUUGUAAGGAGAAAUUCUUUCUUGAUCACUCAUGGGAGUUAAAGGGUUAAAGAACAAAAAUUUAAGGCAAAAAAUAAAUAUUUUCUGCAUUUUCAUGCAUUAGGGUUGAAAACGUUUUAGUUUCCUUGACAACUUUCCCUGCAAACCUUUUGUUUUAGAAAGGAAAAAUAGAAAGAUUUAACUCUGUAACUUCCAGUGAUUAACAUGUAACUUCUCCUUGUAACAUCCAUACUGUAUUCAGCCAACACUAGGUUAUAACAAUGCUCGAACGUACCAGGUAGAAAUUGUUAUCUUGAUCUAUUAUCAAAUCUUUGUGACUAAUUUACAAGAAAAUGCUUAGCAGGUAGAAGGGAAAAUCAACGAUCAGAUCCAGGAGUUAAAUGGUUAAGCAUUAUGUAUAUAACUUACAAUGUAUCAAAAUUUUUUAGAUUACUUACCAUGCAUUUCUGUUGCAGAUAUUUAAACAUAUUACAAAUUUAAAGAUAAUAUUAACAGUAACCAUAGUAACCAUACUGAUAAAUGUAGCAUCCUUAAAAGAAGUGCCAUUUAAAAAUGCUUCACGUACAAAAUUGUAUCAGCAAUAUUUAGAUUGUAAUUGGGUUUAAUAAAGGUUUAAUCAGCAGAGUGUUUUGGAAAUGUUUCCU